This is a messenger RNA of Phyllostomus hastatus (greater spear-nosed bat), 5525 nucleotides long. RefSeq names its product kinesin family member 11 (gene KIF11). The transcript is spliced from 22 exons. Gene Ontology annotation, biological process: mitotic spindle assembly; microtubule-based movement. Gene Ontology annotation, molecular function: plus-end-directed microtubule motor activity; ATP binding; microtubule binding. The record is from RefSeq and is a predicted model, not a curated record. Bases 204 to 3371 code for a protein of 1055 amino acids. Gene Ontology annotation, cellular component: spindle microtubule; nucleus. NCBI's taxonomy places the organism in Eukaryota, Metazoa, Chordata, Mammalia, Chiroptera, Phyllostomidae.
UUGUUCCGUUUCUGGGCGUCCGGUGGAGGCGAGGUUGGUGAUUUGACGGCUCCGCUGGUGCGGGACGGAAGACGCGUCCAGUCAGAGCCCCUCCCUAGUGGAGAGCGGGGACUCCGAGCUGCUUGCGUUGGUGUCCCUCUCCAAGCCGGUACCCGGCAGGGGAGGAGGUCGUCCCAGGCUUUGUUUUGUCGGAGGGUUCCGUCAUGGCGUCCCAGCCUAAUUCCUCCUCGAAGAAGAAAGAGGAGAAGGGGAAGAACAUCCAGGUGGUGGUGAGAUGCAGACCAUUUAAUUUGGCAGAGCGGAAAGCAUGCGCCCACUCUGUAGUAGAAUGUGAUCAUGUACGAAAAGAAGUUAGUGUACGAACUGGAGGACUGGCUGACAAGAGCUCAAGGAAAACAUAUACUUUUGAUAUGGUUUUUGGAGCAUCUACUAAACAAAUAGAUGUCUAUCGAAGUGUUGUUUGUCCAAUUCUGGAUGAAGUUAUUAUGGGCUAUAACUGCACUAUUUUUGCAUACGGCCAAACUGGCACUGGAAAAACCUUUACAAUGGAAGGUGAAAGGUCACCUAAUGAAGAAUAUACUUGGGAGGAGGAUCCUUUGGCUGGUAUAAUUCCACGUACUCUUCAUCAGAUUUUUGAGAAACUUACUGAUAAUGGUACUGAAUUUUCCGUCAAAGUGUCUUUGUUGGAAAUCUAUAAUGAAGAACUUUUUGACCUCCUUAAUCCAUCCUCUGAUGUUUCUGAGAGACUACAGAUGUUUGAUGAUCCUCGUAACAAGAGGGGAGUGAUAAUCAAAGGUUUAGAAGAAAUUACAGUACACAACAAGGAUGAAGUUUAUCAAAUUUUGGAGAAGGGAGCGGCAAAAAGGACAACUGCAGCAACAUUAAUGAAUGCAUACUCUAGUCGUUCCCACUCCGUUUUCUCCGUUACAAUACAUAUGAAAGAAACUACAAUUGAUGGGGAGGAGCUUGUUAAAAUUGGAAAGUUGAACUUGGUUGAUCUUGCAGGAAGUGAAAAUAUUGGCCGUUCUGGAGCAGUUGACAAGAGAGCUCGGGAAGCUGGAAAUAUCAAUCAAUCCCUGUUGACUUUGGGAAGGGUUAUUACUGCACUUGUAGAAAGAACACCUCACGUUCCCUACCGAGAAUCUAAACUAACUAGAAUCCUCCAGGAUUCUCUUGGGGGACGUACAAGAACAUCUAUAAUUGCAACAAUUUCUCCUGCAUCGCUCAAUCUUGAGGAAACUCUGAGUACAUUGGAAUAUGCUCACAGAGCAAAGAACAUACUGAAUAAGCCUGAAGUUAACCAAAAACUAACCAAAAAAGCCCUGAUUAAGGAAUAUACAGAAGAGAUAGAGCGUCUGAAGCGAGAUCUUGCCGCAGCCCGUGAAAAAAAUGGGGUGUACAUUUCUGAAGAAAAUUUUAGAGUCAUGAAUGGAAAACUAACUGUUCAAGAAGAACAGAUUGUAGAAUUGACUGAAAAAAUUGGUGCCCUUGAGGAGGAGCUAAGUAGGGUUUCAGAAUUGUUCAUGGAUAAUAAAAAUGAACUUGACCAGUGUAAAUCUGACCUGCAAAAUAAGACACAGGAGCUUAAAACCACUCAAAAACAUUUACAAGAAACUAAACUACAGCUUGUUAAAGAAGAGUAUAUCACAUCAGUUUUGGAAAGUACUGAGAAGAAACUUCAUGAUACUGCCAGCAAGUUGCUUAACACAGUUGAAGAAACUACAAAAGAUGUAUCUGGUCUCCAUACCAAGCUGGACCGUAAGAAGGCAGUUGAUCAGCACAAUGCAGAAGCUCAGGAUAUUUUUGGCAAAAAUCUGAAUAGUCUUUUUAAUAGUAUGAAAGAAUUAAUAAAGGAUGGCAGUUCAAAACAAAAGGCUAUGUUGGAAGUUCACAAGACCUUGUUUGGUAACCUGCUGUCUUCCAGUGUUUCUGCAUUAGACACCAUUGCUACGAUAGCACUUGGAUCUCUCACAUGUAUUCCAGAAAAUGUGUCUACACAUGUUUCUCAGAUUUCUGAUAUGAUAUUAAAAGAACAGUCAAUUGCAGAAGAAAGUAAAACUGUACUUCAGACAUUGAUUAAUGUACUUAAGACUGACCUUCUAAGUUCACUGGAAACAAUUUUAUCCCCCACUGUGUUGGCUAUACUGAAAAUUGAUAGUCAGCUCAAGCAUAUUUUCAAGACUUCACUGACAGUGGCUAAUAAGAUAGAAGAUCAGAAAAAGGAAAUGGAUGGCUUUCUCAGUAUGCUCUCUGACAAUCUACGUGAACUACAAGAAAAUACGAUUUCUUCCUUGGCUGAGUCACAGAAGCUAUGUGAAAAUUUAACUGAAGACCUGAAGACAAUAAAGAAAAUCCAUUCACAGGAACUUUGCCAGUUAAUCAAUCUUUGGGGAGAGAGGUUCUGUGCUUUGGAGGAAAAGUGUGAAAACAUCCAGAAACCACUUAAGAAUAUCCAAGAAAAUACAGAGCAGAAAUCUAAGGAUAUAAUCAGCAACACAACUUCUCACAGUACGAAAUUCUGUGCUGAUUGUGAUGACUUAUCACAGGAACUCAGACAUUUUAGCCAAGAAGGUACACAGUUGGUUGAAGAGUGUGCGAAACACUGUGUUAAACUCAACAGCAACCUUGAAAUAACAUCUCAAGAGACUGAACAGAGAUGUGAAGCUCUGAACACAAGUGUACUUGGUUUUUCUGAACAGUGGCUAUCUUGCUUAAACAAAAGGGCAGAGGAAAUUCAGAACCUAUUGGAGGUUGUAAACCAAGGUUGUGAGGCUUCAAGUUCAAAGAUUACUGAAAAAUUAAGUGAACACGAAGCAGCUAAUGAGAAACAGCGUAACGUUUUUCUUGGUCAGAUAAAUAUGGAUGAAGAAAAAUUAAUGGCACAAAAUCUAGAACUUAAUGAAAACAUAAAAAUUGGUUUGACGAAGCUUAAUUGCUUUCUACAUCAAGAUCUGAAACUGGAUAUCCCAACAGGUACAACACCACAGAGGAAGAAUUAUUUAUACCCGUCAACACUGGUGAGAACUGAACCACGCAAACAGCUCCUUGACCAGUUGAAAAAGCAACAGCCUGAGCUGUUAAUGAUGAUAAACUGUUCAGAAAACAAAGAAGACAGCAGCCAGGACUCAGAUGAAGAAAAGGCAGUUCUGGAGCACACUACAGAAGAACCUCUAAGUCAGGAGCCAUCUGUAGAUGCCAAUGUGGAUUGUUCAUCAAGUGGUGGGGUUCCAUUUUUCCAGCAUAAAAAAUCACAUGGAAAGGACAAAGAAAAUAGAGGCAUUAAUCCAGUGGAGAGGUCUAAAGUCGAAGAAACUACUGAGCAAUCUGUUACAAAGAGCAGAUUACCUCUACGGGCCCAGAUAAAUGUUUAGAUAACUUGAGGGUUUUGAUUAUAUUUUUAAGAAAAUUGAAAACUAAAACCCGUAACCCCAGAACUUGAGCCUUGUGUAUAGAUUAAAAACAGUAGAAAACCUCAAGGCAAUACUGUAAAUUUACUUACAUUUAAUGUUUCUACUCAUUUUUUCUGUCAUCCCUCUGUAAUUCACUAUAUAUUAAGUUGGGUUUCAUUUGGAAUUUUCAUUGACUACGUAUUUCUAGGUUUUGCUAUAAAAUUGUCUUUUCAUAACAAAUGAAAAAUAUUUUUCUUGUCUAUUACUAAAUAGCAAAUGUACAGAAGCGUCACUGUUAUUCUAGGAUUGAACUUACAGAUAAAUAUCACCAGUAGUUGGUCUCGGGAAGGACCUUCUCUCUCUUUUGUUUUUGGUAUGAUUGAAUUAUGUCUAUAUUUGCUUGCCUCCUUCCUAGACUUUUCAUUCUGCCUUCUUAGCUCAAUUUCUCCCAUUUUAUUUAUCAAUAAACCAUUUGUAGAGCUCCAGAGUGGUAUCCAUUAUUGUUAUAAAAUAGUCAGAAUUUUACCUGGAUACCUUUAAUAGUUUUCUGUGGUUAUUUCUAAAAUCACUGUCAACAAUAAACAACCCUAGAAGGUCUUUUCAGUAUUUUUAAUUUGUUCCCCUGUAGGUGUGAAAGCAUUUAAUUCCUUUAUGAGGCCAAACACAUGAGCCUCCACAGAGCUCUUGUUAUUAUGGGAGGCUACCUAGAUCUCUGAAGGGCUGGGUAACCCUGUCAUAAUGCCUGCCUGUGUCUUGUGCAGAAAGUCACAGUGGUUUAAGGGCUUUUUGAGCUAUUAAUUAUGAUUAUAAUUUGUAUUCCUUUGUUUACCUGAUGAAACUUUGUAUUCUUUGUAUAUAAUAAAAUGUGUAUAUGUAUAUUUUUCCUAUUGAAACAUUAACCUUUAAAAGAGCUCUGACAAUUUUGAUCUGACAACCAAAUUUCUGGAAGUUGAGAUAUUUCAGCAUGAACAACCAGAACAUUUAGGAGGAAUUAAAUAGUCCCCUCUUAUCCACAGUUUUGCUUUGUAGUUUCAGUUAAUCACGGUCCAAAAAUAUUAAAUGGAAAAUUCAAGAAAUAAACAAUUCAUAAGUUUUAAAUUGCACACCUUUCUGAGUAAAAUGGUGAAAUCUUGCGCCGCCCUGCUCCAUCCCACCCGGGAUGUGAAUCAUCUUUGUCCAGCAUCCCCACGCUGCAUGCGUUGCUGCUCUGUUAGUCAGUAGCAGCCUCCAUUGUCAGAUUGUUGCGGUGCAGCAGUGCUCCUCUUCAAGGAACCCUCAUUUUCUCAUUUUACUUCAUGCCCCCCAAACAUAAGAGCACUGGUGCUGGCAAUUUGGUUAUGUUAAAAAGAAGCCGGAAAGUGCAUCUUGUAAGUGAAAAAAUGAAAGUUCUCCACGUAAGAAAAUAAAAAACCAUACUCUGAAGUUGCUAAGACCUACAAUAAGAACAAAUUUUCUGUCUGUGAAAUUGUGAAGAAGGGAAAAGAAAUUUGUGCUAGUUUUGCUGUUGCACCUCAAACUGCAAAAAUUAUGGCCACAGUGUGCGAUAAAUGCUUAGUUGAGACAGAGAAGGCAUUCAGUUUGUGGGUAAAAGACAUGAACAGCAAAUGUGCUAGAAAACAUUGAGCAUAUACGAACACUUUAAGGGAGCUUCUGAAAUGAAUAAUACUUUAUUUACUGCAAGUCAGGGACAGUUACCUAUUCAGGAAUAGGUUUGGAUUGAAAAGUGUAAAAAUUACUGGAGAGGCUGUCUGCUGAGGAAGAAGUUGCUACCACAUUUCUGGUAGAGUUGGAGUUGAUUAGGUUUGGUACUAUCCAUAGUUGCAGGCAUCCACUGGGGUGGGAAUGUUUUCUGUGUGGGUUAGGGGUGACUACUGUAUGUGCAAAGAAGAAAUUAUGUGCCCAUGUUAAACAUAAAUUUAGAGAGGUAUAAAUUUGAUAGCCAAGUAAAAUCAAACUCUAUUAGAGAAUUAGAAAAUGUGCUACUUUGAGGAAUAAGUUUACCUUGCAGAAGUAUUCUCUUUAUAAAAAUGAUAUUUCUUUACAAAAUCAUAUGUCAAUGGAAGCUAUGGAUAAUAUCUAAUAAAAUAAACUGCCCUCAGUAAAUCCAUGAUUAAUAAAUUUGGUUUGUAUGUUAAA